GGAGAACAAGAGAACCAGUGCAAGUUAGUGCAGCGAUAGAAAACAGAGCCAUUUUUUUUUUCAACGAGUAGUGUUGGUAGCUGACUAUGGUUCCUCCAUCAUCAUAUGUUUUCCGUAUACUAUCGUGGGCCGUGCACAUAUACAUGCGUACUCAACACACAUAUACACACGCGUAAGCUGUUUAAGGCAGUGCCGACUCAUCGCCGAAAAAAUCUCUACCAAAACACCGUUUUAUUCUUAUCGAAAGACACUCGCGGAGUUAACUUUGCAAUUACUUGACGUAUAUCGGAUUCAUAGCUUCUUCAAUAUGAUUAUAACUCUGAAAAACUUACAACAGCAAACGUUUACGAUAGAGAUCGACUCGUCGCAAACUGUCAAAGAUCUGAAGCAAAAGAUCGAAACGCAAAAAGGUCUGCCUGCCGAACAACAGAAAUUGAUAUACGCUGGAAAAAUAUUAGCAGAUGAGCAGCCGUUAACAGAAUAUAAUAUCGAUGAGAAGAAGUUUAUAGUUGUUAUGGUAACAAAGCCUAAAACCAAUGCUACUCCAAAAACAAGCGAUGAGCAACGCGCAGAAGGAGAGAACAAGGAAGAAUCUACUUCAAGCUCGGUAGCACAACCUAGUCCAAACCCUAAUGUUCAAGAUACGUCACGAGCAGCCAGUAACGUGCAAGAGCAAAUUGCGGCAGCUGCGCCGGCUGCUGGAUGUGGUCAAGCUGAAAGUGCCUUGUUGAUGGGAGAGGAUUACAAUACUAUGGUGAAAAACAUCAUGGAUAUGGGGUAUGAACGUGAACAGGUUGUGCAAGCGUUGCGCGCGAGUUUCAACAAUCCUGAUAGAGCUGUGGAGUAUCUUUUAACAGGUAUACCAGCGCAGUUGUUCGAGGAUCCGCCUGAGGAUCCGCCGGAGGCUCAAGAACAGCUUCAGGAUCAGAGUCAGGAUCCAUUGGCCUUCUUACGUAUGCAACCGCAAUUUCAACAAAUGCGCCAAGUCAUUCAACAGAACCCGCAAUUACUGAACAAUCUUCUGCAGCAAAUUGGCUCGACCAAUCCUGCUCUUUUGCAGCUUAUUUCUCAGAACCAGGAAGCGUUUGUACGCAUGCUCAAUGAACCUGUGGAACCCACCGCGGGAGCAGGAGCGCGAGUCUUGCCGACGAGCGGCGUAGCGUCCGCGGCUGCUCCAGGAGGUCUAACCGGAACUACUGGCACAGGUGCAGUGGCGGGCGCAGGAGGUGUAAUCCAGAUAACACCACAGGACAGGGACGCCAUCGAGAGGCUGAAGGCGUUAGGUUUCCCGGAACAUUUAGUCGUCCAAGCAUAUUUCGCAUGUGAAAAGAACGAAAAUCUCGCAGCUAACUUCCUGCUUUCGCAAAAUCUCGAUGACUGAAAUGCUCACUGAUUUGAUUUCGAGUAAUGUGAGUAAAAAGGAAAAGAAAAAAAAGGGAAAAACAAAUGACUGACAUAGAAGGGUGGAUGAUUGCACCAUUAUCAUUUUUUGACUUUACACUAAUCAUCUUUACUUUGUAUAUAGGUAUAUGCAAUAUCUAUGCUAUUUUAUUUGUUGUGUAGAUAAAAUCUGGUGUGUUUGGUAAGCAAUUAAAUCUAUAAGACGAAUGCGCAUUGCAACAGUUAUACAACCGCCAACUCUUUUGAGUAUUGUUUCAUAUUUAAAAAGAAGAAUACAUUUCAUUUAACAUGUGACAUGUGUCAUUUAUGAACGAGAAAAAGCUUACAGCAGUGUUAUAAUCCAUCCUUACAGCCUACAAGUGCUACACUAUAAGGAUCCUAUGUUCUUUCUUUAAUACAAUUGCAUUUUUAUGUAAGAAAGCCCACUGCGUUACGUGAGAUAUUGUAAGAAAUAUUAUAAAUCUCACAAUGUCUACAUACGUCGAGAGUCGAGUAGCAUCGUACGAGAAUGUACUCGCUUUCACGUCACAGGUAUGUUUUAUACAUAUCUAAAUGUCUACAUGUAAGUAUAACACAUGUAUUAUUCUGUACAUUUAUUAUGGGCUUUCUAAUAUAAAAAUUAUAGAGUGCAUUCAUUCACAUAUAAUCACGUGUAUAUAUAUACAUACAUACAUACAUACAUACAUACAUACAAAAAUACAUACAUGCAUACAUACAUAUAUA
Messenger RNA from Dinoponera quadriceps, 2124 nucleotides. It is a transcript of the gene Rad23, whose product is annotated as UV excision repair protein RAD23 homolog B. The transcript is spliced from 6 exons. Gene Ontology annotation, cellular component: nucleoplasm; cytosol. Gene Ontology annotation, molecular function: proteasome binding; damaged DNA binding; ubiquitin binding. The coding region runs from base 308 to 1381 and encodes 357 amino acids. NCBI's taxonomy places the organism in Eukaryota, Metazoa, Arthropoda, Insecta, Hymenoptera, Formicidae. The record is from RefSeq and is a predicted model, not a curated record. Gene Ontology annotation, biological process: nucleotide-excision repair; proteasome-mediated ubiquitin-dependent protein catabolic process.